Molecule: messenger RNA, 2286 nt
Organism: Venustampulla echinocandica
Lineage: Eukaryota; Fungi; Ascomycota; Leotiomycetes; Helotiales; Pleuroascaceae
Exons: 4
Coding region: 1-2286 (761 amino acids)
Biological process (GO): guanosine tetraphosphate metabolic process
Source: RefSeq, a predicted model, not a curated record
AUGGACAUUGAUGCUCUUUCGGCCUACGAAUCCGGAAGCAGGAUCGAUAAUUCAGCAGAUACCAUUUCGUCGUUCAUUGCAAAUUGGGUGCAAAUCAAAUACUUCUAUUCGGAAGCUGCUAGUCUGGCACAAGAGCUCUGCGAGGAUCUCCUUGCCAGCAAUGCAAUUCGCGCAAUCGUCACUCAUCGAGUAAAACAAGGUCAUCGACUAGAAGCGAAGUUAAGUGCUAAAGAGAUUCGCGACGAUGUCGUUGACAUUGCUGGGGUGCGAAUUGCUCUUUACUUCCCAAGCGACAGAGAGAAGAUUGACAAAAUCAUUCACGACGCUUUCGCCGUGGUCAAACAUAAGAGCUUCCCAGAGCAGGAUAACAAGCGGAAUUCUGACUCAAUAUCCGUUGUUACGGAGAAGGUCUCCGAGUUCGAACAACGAUUCCAUGGCUAUUCGGCGGACCUCUAUCGCGUGCGAAUGAGGGUUGAGAACUUGGCUACGAAGAAGCUUCGGGACGACUUUCAGAAGACGAAUCCAGUAAUUGAGAUUCAGGUCGCAUCGGUACUGAUGCAUGCUUGGGCGGAGAUAGACCACGAUCUCGUGUACAAGACUUUGACCAGCGGGCCGGCUUCACAGCAAGAGCUUCGACUUCUCGAUGCCACGAAUGGCCUUGUGCACACUGGUGAAGUCCUAUUGCAGCAACUUCAGACGGCCAUGGACGAUCGAGUGGCAUAUCAAAACAAACCAUUCUGCGAACAGUAUGAGCUCUUGAGCUUCUUGCGAGGACAGAUCAAUAAGGCUAAAGGGUCAAUGGAACACUUGGAUGUUUUGCUUCUUGUAUUGAAGAUCACUGGCCUCGACUCGCCGUGGAGAUUAGGGGAAAUCCUCAAGGGGUUUGUUAUUCCGGCCAAGUCUAGCGCUCCUACCGCUCUCAUAAUACUGGAACACAUCCUCUGCCCACUCGGAGAGGAACAACGUCGCACAAACAACCUUUAUCUGCGGCCAAAGUCUGUAAUUGUCAAGGAUCUCGAAGUUGACACAACCAACCCCAAAUGCUACAAUACGGACGUCAAGACACGUGACAUAAUCCUAGAUCAGAGAGACAUCCUCGAGAUGACUGUGUCUGUUGCAGACAUCAUGCGCUUUCCAGAGAAGUUCAUAUUAGUUGUUGAGGGUAUGCCGCAAAGGUUCAGGAAGUUCUAUGCCCUCUACAACCUGGUCCAUUUUGCCACCGUCCGGCCCGUGAACAAAACAAACAAGGACAGUGAAAAAUGGCUGUGUGAGAUGUCGCUGAGGGAACUUGAUCCUCUCUGGACAUGGUUUGAGACUAACGACGAUGUUUUGUUCAGGGUGUCUCUGCUGCUAGCAAGGAUGAACGUUGAGGAAAUCGAUCAAGAGUUGAUCAAGCUGCGCCCUUCAAGUGGCUUCCAACGUCUGCCGUCCGUGUACGAGCCCAAUGCUAGAUAUAUGAGCCCAGGAAACAUGAGCCCUGGGAUUCCAGAAGGGCUAGAAACGCCGAGGACGCCGAAGUCUUCUCCAAAAGGUGGGAGCGAAAGGAGCCCACCGAGUUCUCAAUAUCAAGGGUCGUCACCGAAGUCUACUCGAAGGGGUGGAAGCGAACAGGCGCCAGAUAAGGGCGAUUGGAGGCCACCGACGGCACCAGACACAGGCGACGAAGAUGAGGAUGGGAACGAGGAAGACCCCUCGCCAAUCGUCAUUCCAGAACGCACGAGGAGGCCGUAUACUAAAUCAACACUCAAACCAGAUUCGAAGAGAAAACCAGACCGAAGAAAUGCUGCACCGGUACCUACAGAAGACAGGAUCCGUGAAGAAAGACCAGUCAACAAUCAAGCGAGACCAUCGCCAGAGAGAAGAACAUGUAAUGAAGCUGCCUACGCUGAGGACGAUUCCACGGAAGGUUCUGACGUAGAACCAAGCAAGCCAGUGGUGAGACUCCACCAGAAAAGUUCGCGGCAACCAUAUCGGCCACCAAAAUUGCCUAGGCCGAGGAAGCAGGAGAGAGAUUCUAUGCGAACCAGAGGAACAGCUUCUAUGCCUGGCGAAUCUGCAAUGCCUCGAGUCCCAGAAGUUCCCGAGCCUCCAGACGCAGGCCCCGAGGAGGACGCAGCUGAAGAAAUCCAACCACUGUACAACAGAGAUUACGAACAACACAUUCGGAAUGAGACAGCCUCCAUGCCAUCCAUGCCGGCAGCCAUCGACGAUACGAGGCCAAGACGCAGAGAUACAGGACGAUCACGGAGAAACGACUACAAUUGGGUUACCGAGCCAGCACUUUAG